CUUUAACGGCGGUGGCUCCUCGCUCCGCGGCCCCGGCGGCUGCUGCUGCUGCUGGCACUGCGGCUUCUGCUGCCGCUGCUGCUCGACCUCCGGCAGCUGCAUCCUCGGCCGGGUGGGGUCCCCACCCCGCGCCCCGCCAUGGUGUCCUGGAUCAUCUCUCGCCUAGUGGUGCUCAUCUUCGGCACCCUGUACCCAGCCUAUUCCUCCUACAAAGCCGUGAAGACAAAAAACGUGAAGGAAUAUGUGAAAUGGAUGAUGUACUGGAUCGUCUUUGCCUUCUUCACCACGGCUGAGACGCUCACAGAUAUCGUGCUCUCCUGGUUCCCCUUCUAUUUCGAGCUCAAGAUCGCCUUUGUGAUAUGGCUGCUGUCCCCCUACACCAAGGGCUCCAGUGUGCUCUACCGCAAGUUUGUGCAUCCGACGCUGUCCAACAAGGAGAAGGAGAUCGAUGAGUACAUCACACAGGCCCGAGACAAGAGCUAUGAGACCAUGAUGAGGGUGGGCAAGAGGGGCCUGAACCUGGCCGCCAAUGCCGCUGUCACAGCUGCUGCCAAGGGCCAGGGGGUGCUGUCAGAGAAGCUCCGGAGCUUCAGCAUGCAAGACCUGACCCUGAUCCGGGACGAGGACACGCUGCCCCUGCGGGGCCCUGACGGCCGCCUCCGCCCCAGCAGCCUUCUGGACACCAUCGAGGACCUAGGAGACGACCCCGCCCUGAGUUUAAGGUCUGGCACAAACCAGGCGGAUUCCCGGACAGAGCCCUCUGAGGAUGAUGUGGGAGACAAGGCCCCUAAGAGGGCCAAAUCCAUCAAAAAAGUGCCCAAAGCUGAGCAGCCCCUGGCUUCCAAGACGCUGAAGACCCGGCCCAAGAAAAAGACCUCUGGUGGGGGUGACUCAGCUUGAGGUCUGGACACCCCACUGGCUGCAGAGCUUCCGCUCCGCACUGUGCCUGUAGCCGUGUGCUGCAGGCCCCAGGGCCCCUCAGAUGGCUGUUUCUGGUGCCCGCCCAGUGGCUGCUUGUCUGGAAGGGCUUGGAAAAGAGGAGGGAAGCCUGCUGGGGGGCGGGGGUGUGGGUGAAGGUGGAGGCUGGACCAGGAGCUGAGGACUGAGCCACCCAAGAAGGUGGAGGCUCCUCAGAGCCUGAACUGCCACUCUCCCUGCUCCAGCCCUGUUUGCCCACCCAGUGCCUUGCUGAAGACCACAGCCAUCUGCUUCUCUGAGGUCCUAAGUGCACCUGCUGCUGUCCCUGGGCUGGGGGUAGGGGAGCAGUCACAGCCCGGGUGAACCAGAGGGCAGGGAGGUGCCUGGGGGAGGCAGGGGGUGAGGAGGGCCUCAGGGAGCCUGGGCAGGGGCUGCAGGCCACAGCUGUGAAUGGCGGCUGGGGGCUGAGUGUGGGCUAGAGUGACCGGGAUGGCCAGGCCAGAGCCGUAGUUGGGGCAUUGGAUGAACUGUGUGUUGGAUGUCCCCACUAAAAGGACAUGGGUUUCUGGGAGUGUGGGUGUGUUUUUCCGGGUCCAGGGCUGGGGGGUUUGGGGUACAGGACUUUCCCUCUCACGGUGGUCUCUCCCUGUGACCUCUCUCCACCCUCGGCCCUCCCUCCUAGUCUCUGAGCCUCACGGGGGCCCAGCCCAUGAUUGGCUCUGUGGGGCCUUUCACGAACUCCUCUGACCUCAGCUCUUUUUCGCCCCUUCCCAUUCCUUUCCUGCCCCUGGACUGGACUCCUCUACCCCUCGGGGCCCACCGGAGAGGCCCCUGCUGAGACAGCUCCUUUCCUCCACACCAGGAGGCCCAUCCUUGCCCCAGGUCUUCCUGUGCCAAGGAGACGGGCUCCACGUGAGCAGCCCCCUGCCAGAGCCCGCCCUUUGCCCUACGUCCUGCCCUUAGCAUUCUGCUGUGACUUCAGUCAGAGCCAGGAAGACUGUGUGAAGGGGAAAGGAAAUGGAGGAGCCAGGGGUUCCCAAUUCAUUAGAAGUGGAUGCUCAUUCAACCUUUGGCACUGGACAAACCAAUAAACCAAACUCUGGCACCACA
Messenger RNA from Artibeus jamaicensis (Jamaican fruit-eating bat), 2028 nucleotides. It is a transcript of the gene REEP2, whose product is annotated as receptor accessory protein 2. Gene Ontology annotation, cellular component: endoplasmic reticulum membrane; cytoplasmic microtubule; endoplasmic reticulum tubular network. The transcript has 8 exons. Gene Ontology annotation, biological process: endoplasmic reticulum tubular network organization. The record is from RefSeq and is a predicted model, not a curated record. Gene Ontology annotation, molecular function: taste receptor binding; microtubule binding. The coding region runs from base 139 to 900 and encodes 253 amino acids. Lineage: Eukaryota; Metazoa; Chordata; Mammalia; Chiroptera; Phyllostomidae.